This is a messenger RNA of Adineta steineri, 1494 nucleotides long. The record is from the annotation of a GenBank genome assembly. NCBI's taxonomy places the organism in Eukaryota, Metazoa, Rotifera, Eurotatoria, Adinetida, Adinetidae.
AUGUCCAAUUCUCAGUCGGUGAAAGUGAUGCAUGCUAAAAGUUCUCGACGGAAUAAUGAUCAUAACUAUUGUCAUUCUGAAAAUGAAUCAAAGAAAACGGCUGGUGCUCGUAUCAUACGAAUCACACGGCUUGGUGAUAAUCAGUUGCUAGUUGGGAAUGGCAGUUCGGUGUAUUCAUCAACAAUACUACCUAGAAGAAGUAAAGAGAAAACAACAAUGAAAACAUUAUCAUCAUGUAUUUCUCAAUCUCCACUGCUGUCAAAUAUUACUAAUCAAGAUCAACUGCAGCUAAACGACAGUCAUUCUCAAGACUCGGACAGCAUACAAAUACACAAAGAUACAAAACUGCAAAAGUCUUCGAUUCAUCAUGAUAAUGCAUCAUAUGAAUCUCGUCUACGUUCUCAAGAGCAAGUAUUAAUUCCAUCAGAAUCCAAGCCUGUUAAACUUGGGAAACGUUCUUCGUGGCUUUUAUCUCGCAUCCAUCCAUUCCAAGUAUUGAGUCCGCUCGACAAUUUCAACUCAGUUGGUACUAUGAUGCAAGGUUCAGGGAUUACUAUCAAUUCUAAUAAAAUUAGAGAACCUCAAGGUACUCAUAUACCUCGUUUCGCUAAAGGUACUCGAGAUUAUAAAGAGAAAAAGGAUACACGACGGCGACGUUACUGUCAAAGAUUGUUUGCCGGUUGCUGUUCGCCCUGCUGUUGUCUGAUAACAGGUCUUCUCUUGGCUCUCCUUCUUGUUGGUCUUGCAAUAUUAAUUGCUUUGUUGAUGAACACGAAACAGAAUCCUACCACGACAACAAAUGGUUCAACAAAAGCAAUGAACACAUCGAUGACAAAUACUAGUACUACAAUUACUUCAACGACAAGUACCAGUAGUACAAGUAAAUCAACGACAAGUACUAGUAGUACAAGUAUAUCUGCUGCUAGUACUUCCACAAAGACUAGCACAACCUCAACAACAAAGACUACAUUGACAACUACCACGACUACAACAACUACAACCACAAAACCUUAUUGUACAACACGUAUUACAUUUGAUGAUAUUUUUAAUCAAUCAGCAACGUCAGGUAUUGUUCCUAAUGGGUAUAACAAUCUCAAUUGGACAAAUGCCGUAUAUGUGAAUACGUCAACAAUGCCACUAAGUGGCUAUCUGUAUGCUGUUACCUCCGUACCUUAUGUGGCUACUAAUCCAGGAGGAGUCAUGAUGCAAAUAACAUCAGCUAAUGGUACAUCAUUUUCUUUUGACUCAAUGACUAUUACGGCUGCUUGGCGAAAUAAUCUUGCUUGGACUAUAUAUGGUUAUCGUUCUGGUGUUAAUACGCUGGCUGGUAGUUUUGCUUUAAAUGUGCUAAAUAGAACAACUGCUACAUGUGGUAGCUGCACUAAUUACGAUACACUUUAUUUUGGAACAUCAGGUGGGACACCAUAUCCUGGUUUGGCCAAUAAUGGAACAGAAUUUGCUUUUGAUGAUUUAUGUAUUUCAUUUGACUACUAA